GGUCUGUUUUGUGAAAACAAGCCUCGUACGCUAGGCCACACUCACCUUAGAAAGAAUUCAUUCACUUGUUGAUCAUUCUCUCUCCCACUUUGAUUAAACAAAUACUCCACCAUUGUUUGUAUCUUCCAAGCUCAUCCAUCUAAAUUUACACAUUCUCUACUUAACGCUUUUGUGUAUUGAUUGCAUCGAUGAAUGCGUCAAACUUCAUGGACAAACAGAUUAUGGACUUAUCUCGAUCAAAGAACACUGACCUCAACAACAAUGAUACCAAUUCCCACGAUUUCGUAGAUCUGAUGAAUCCACAAUCUGAAGAAGAGGGUACCAAUGAUAUUCGACCAUCUUCGUUGAACAAUACCAAUGAUGAGAUUUUACCCAACUACGAUUUCCAGCCAAUUCAUCGCCCUGCCGUCGCUGAUCCUCCGCCUGUUACCGCUUCUAGCAUUAAGUCUUGGAAUUCCCUCGAUUCUAAGUCCAAUUCUACCCCUCUUAGAAGCUACAAUUCCGUGGAUCAUGUUGAACCUGACAGAAUGAUUUUUGAGAAAUCUCAGAAAGUAACUGAUUCAGCAAUUGUAUCUGAGAUUGAUCGAACAAUGAAAAGAUAUAUAGACAGUGUCCUGAAUGCCAUUGAUGGUCUAAGUGCGCGGCUGUCCCAGCUGGAGAGUAGAACACGCCAUCUCGAACACUCUGUUGAUGAGUUGAAGAUAUCAGUUGGCAAUAGUCAUGGGAGCACUGAUGGGAAAAUGAGACAACUGGAAAACAUUCUUUUAGAGGUGCAAAAUGGUGUGCAUGAUUUGAAGGACAAACAAGAAGUCAUGGAAGGUCAUAUGCAGUUAGCAAAAAUGCAAAUUUCUAAGGCAGAGCAGUCACCUGAACUUCCGAAGGCCUUCCAUCCAGAUCCUGUGCAGCAAAUAGCAGCCUCUGCUCCUCCUCAGCAAUCUGGUCUCCCACAAUUUUCUGCUGCGGCUCCUCAGCAAGCUCCUCUCCCUUCUAAUGUUCCUCCACCAUCUCAGCAGCACAGUCAUCCUCCCCCUGGGACCACUCAAUUUCCUUCAGGCCACAUUCCACCAGGUCACAUCCCGCCUGGGCCUCAGCAAGAUUCCUAUUUCUCACCACCUAGCCAGACUCAAGAAGCACCAAGCCAACAAUAUCAAAUGCCGCCUCCAGCUCAGCACCAGCAACAGUCCCUUGCUCUUGCUCCACCGCCUCAACAAUAUCAAUCAACCCUUACCCCACCUUAUCCCCAGCCUCCUCAACAACAGCAUUCUACUGGUGUGGGUGCUAGCACUCCUCACAUUUCACCUCCAUUGGGACAUCUUCUAGAGGAUAGUCCAUUUGUUCCAUCACAGACUUACCCACCGAAUCUCCAUCAGUCCGCAUCCCAACCAAGCAGUACACCACCUCACUCCCAGCCAUACUAUGGAAGCCCUACUUCUAUGUAUGAGCCACCACCAACUGGCAGAUCCAAUUCUGGUAUUUCAUCUGCUUAUGUCCCACCAUCAGGGCCUGGUGAACAGUACCCUUAUGGUGGACCUGCUUCACAUUAUAGCAGUGGCUCAUCCAUUAAAGCACAACCACAUUCCCCCGUUGGGAGUGGCAGCAAUUAUCCUCAGCUUCCCACUGCUAAAAUUUUACCACAACCUAUUCCUACUGCUGCUGGGCUUGGUGGUGGAUCAAAUUCUGGAGGAAGUGGUAACAGAGUUCCCAUUGAUGAUGUUGUCGAUAAGGUGACAAGUAUGGGCUUUCCCAAGGACCUUGUUAGGGCAACAGUUCGCAAACUUACAGAAAAUGGCCAGUCAGUUGACCUAAAUGUUGUGUUAGACAAGUUAAUGAAUGAUGGAGAAAUACAGCAGAGGGCCUGGUUUGGCCGGUGACCUGGUAAUGUUUGGAUGAUCCCUUUGUAUAGACGGGUUUGAUGAACAUUUUUCUGUUGCCUAGUUAAGUGUUUAUUUUGUUAAUGUUCUUUAAUUUUGUUUGUCAUAUUAAUGGAUUUAAUUCAUUGCUGCUGUUUGAUUUUAUAAGCUUUCAUAAGCUAACGAGGGCAAAAACUUCUCUUUUCAUAUUGAUUAUAAUUAUGGUCCCAUUAGUGUGCUAUUGUGUA
Molecule: messenger RNA, 2098 nt
Organism: Chenopodium quinoa (quinoa)
Lineage: Eukaryota; Viridiplantae; Streptophyta; Magnoliopsida; Caryophyllales; Amaranthaceae
Product: actin cytoskeleton-regulatory complex protein PAN1-like
Exons: 3
Coding region: 189-1871 (560 amino acids)
Source: RefSeq, a predicted model, not a curated record